Molecule: messenger RNA, 6236 nt
Organism: Micropterus dolomieu (smallmouth bass)
Lineage: Eukaryota; Metazoa; Chordata; Actinopteri; Centrarchiformes; Centrarchidae
Gene: slc7a1a
Product: solute carrier family 7 member 1a
Exons: 13
Coding region: 248-2206 (652 amino acids)
Biological process (GO): amino acid transport; transmembrane transport
Cellular component (GO): plasma membrane
Molecular function (GO): amino acid transmembrane transporter activity
Source: RefSeq, a predicted model, not a curated record
ACCACCUGCGAAGAGAGACAUAACUUUGGCUGAACACCGUGUGUGAACGCUGUUUUGGUUUCGUAAACUUGCUAUUUUCAGACCUCAAGGAAAGAGUGUCUAUAUUGGAUCUCUGCUUCAUGCGCUCCCGCAGGGUAUACAAGGGUGUGUGUGACCUCUCCCUCUCUCCCCUGUGACCUCCGAACCCUAGUCGACCUCCUCCCCUCCCUUCCCCUCCCCUCUCCUCCCUGAGGCCAGACUGUGAUCCAUGGCGCUGAAGAAACUUCUGGGUUUUGGAAAGCAGUUGCUUAGGGUGAAGGUGGUGGACUGUAACACAGAGGAAUCCCGUCUGUCCCGAUGCCUCAACACUUUUGACCUGGUGGCCCUUGGCGUGGGUAGCACGUUGGGCGCGGGUGUCUACAUACUAUCUGGUGCCGUUGCACGGGAGAAUUCAGGUCCUGCUAUUGUGCUGUCUUUCUUGAUAGCAGCCUUAGCCUCAAUGUUGGCUGGUCUGUGCUAUGCUGAGUUUGGAGCUCGUGUUCCCAAGACAGGCUCAGCUUACCUUUACUCCUAUGUGACUGUAGGGGAACUCUGGGCCUUCAUCACUGGAUGGAACCUCAUCCUCUCCUAUAUCAUUGGUACCUCCAGUGUGGCCCGUGCAUGGAGCGCUACCUUUGACGAAUUAAUAGGGAAGCACAUAGAGCAGUUCUGCAGAGAGUACAUGUCCAUGAAGGCGCCGGGCGUAUUGGCAGAGUACCCUGACAUGUUUGCUGUUGUCAUCAUAUUCACCCUCACAGGUCUGCUGGCAUUCGGAGUCAAAGAGUCAGCGAUGGUGAACAAGAUUUUUACGUGCAUCAAUGUCCUAGUCUUGUUGUUCAUGGUGGCUUCUGGCCUUGUCAAAGGUACUUUGAAGAACUGGCAGAUAGACCCUGAAGAGAUCUUUCAUGCCAAUUAUACCAGUAACUCCAGCCUCAAUCUGACAGACAUCCUGCCGACUGCAGAAAGUUUAGGAGUGGGUGGCUUCAUGCCGUUUGGUUUCACAGGUGUCCUGUCGGGAGCUGCUACCUGCUUCUAUGCCUUUGUCGGAUUUGACUGCAUCGCCACCACAGGUGAAGAGGUGAAGAACCCCCAGAGAGCCAUCCCAAUCGGCAUCGUAUCCUCGCUUCUCAUCUGCUUUGUAGCAUACUUUGGCGUUUCUGCUGCCCUCACCCUCAUGAUGCCAUACUACCUGCUGGACAGCUACAGCCCACUGCCGGCAGCUUUUAAAUAUGUUGGCUGGGGAGGAGCCAAAUACGCUGUAGCUGUAGGCUCUCUUUGUGCUCUGUCUACUAGCCUGUUGGGUGCUAUGUUCCCUAUGCCCCGCGUGAUCUGGGCUAUGGCAGAUGAUGGGCUGCUUUUCAAGUUUAUGGCCGAGAUCAGCCCCCGCACCAAAACACCGCUAAUUGCAACCCUCAUCUCUGGCAUAGUGGCAGCUAUCAUGGCAUUUCUUUUUGACCUGAAGGACCUGGUGGACCUGAUGUCAAUAGGGACUCUGCUGGCCUACACAUUAGUGGCUGCCUGUGUCCUGGUGCUCAGGUACCAGCCUGAGCAGCCCAGCUUGGUGUAUCAGAUGGCCAAUACCCAGGAGGAGGUGGAGCUGAGUGAUGGCAUCAGUGUACCCAGUCUGGGAAUGCUGCCUGGUAUGGAGGAGAGGUUCAGCUUCACGGCCCUCUUGUUCCCACACAACCCUGAGCCAUCCACACUAUCUGGUUUCGCCGUCAACAUCUGUGCCUCUGUCAUGGGGGCGUUGAUUCUGAUGUUCAGUGUACUGGCAGUGCAGGGAGGCGCUGCUAUGUGGAACAUCAUAGCCCUUAGUGUCAUCUUCAUGGUGUGUCUCAUCCUCACUUUUAUCAUCUGGAGACAGCCUGAGAGCAAGACAAAACUUUCCUUCAAGGUUCCACUGCUACCCUUCAUUCCAGUGAUCAGCAUGUUUGUCAAUGUUUACCUGAUGAUGCAGCUGGACAGAGGCACUUGGAUACGAUUUUCUAUAUGGAUGGCUAUAGGUUUAGUUAUCUACUUCUGCUAUGGCAUUCAUCACAGCACUGAGGCUGCUAUGGCCCGCUCAUCUCCAGACACAGAGAUGAACGGCUUUAAGCGUGACCACAAUUCGGAGGCCAUAUCACCAGAAAAGGAGGCCUUCCUGCACUAUGGGAUCAAUGCAAGGGAAGAGGAUGAUGGAGAUUUGUAGUAAGCAGUAGAACAUGCAGCAUACAGUAUUUUAUAGAGUAUUUUUCACUGGACAAUUUCCAGUCCCAUAAUGGCAGUACUCCCUUUGGGAAAAGUAAUGAUAAAUAACUGUGACCUCAAAUUCACAAAUCUGUGACUUUCUUCCUUCACUGCUGGGUAGAACAACAUCAUUUCUGAAGCCAUAAUUGACAUGUUCUAUUAUUUCAGUAUUUUGUAAUAAGCUUGUUACCCCUUUUUGCUUGGCCUUGAGCUUGAACUGCUCGUUAUCACUUGGCUGUUUGAGGGGUAGGGCUCAUGUUGGGGACACGAAACAUGUCACUGUUUCAGGGAGGUUCAGAGAUACUGGGAGACCAUAUUUGUUUCUGUUCAUGAUGGGCCGACCAUAUUUGUUUGUCUUUAUGGUGGGCCGUAGUUACUACUUUUGAAGAGUGUCUGGGUUACGUUGCUGGCAGUAGGACUAUGUGCACAUGUGGUAUCGGCUUUUAUCUCAGUGCCAGAAAGUUCAAUAGUUAUACAUUUUUUUGUCUUUUUUAUGUUUAAACAUAAUAACUACUCUAUAUAUCUACAUAAUUUUGAAAAUUCGAUAACACAGUAUUAAAUACAGAUUGGUACCAAUAGCUACAUUCGCUUAAACCAACCAACUUUUAUGUAGCUGAUGUUGAAAUGCUGCUUUAACAGUCCUCCCUGACAAGUGAGUGCUUACAGCAGAAAUACUCUGCAACACACUUGGCUUGUCGAUGAUAUAAUUACCCUUGUUCACUAGCAGAAAAGGGUGGUCGGCCCAAUGGCUGCACAUCUGGCCCAGCAGGGAGCUAUAGCUCACAAUUUCCUUGAGUCCAAUUUUAAGCCCAAAAGAUUGCAUAGAUACCAUCUGAUGUACCAGGCUCUUUUACCUCUAUAAGGAAAGCCUGGCAUUUUGUGGUUAUCCAGUAUGGUAUGCCAUGCAUAUAUCUUAACAAGAAGCAGUUAUGAACCAUAGAUCUGGCUCCAAAUGAUAAUGGUGAAACUGCUGUAACAAGACAUUAAACAAUAAUCCUCUUUGACAGUUCCUUACUCACAGAUAGAGAGAUUCCAAGAAAAUGAAUGCAGAAAGCCUACCAGGAAUGUGUUAGUCAAACCAUGUGAUAGUAAUAGUUUGUUAACAGAUGCCUGAUUUUACAUCCUCUUCACAAUAAUAAUGGAAGUUGUAUAGAUACAAUCUUAUUUGGCAUAUUUAACACCGUUGGUAAAUAUAUUAAAUCUAAUAUUUGAAUCCUGAUACAUGUUGAACAUCAGGUGAAGAUGCUGCAAGUUGCUGUAUGUCAGUUAAUGUCAUGUAUUGUGGAUUUUCACAGUGUGGGCUGUUUUCUCUUUUUACAUCUGUAGCUUGUAACAUUUAGUUUGAUCAUGUGAAGCUUCCCUACAUGGACAUUUAUGUCCAUCAUUUGUUUUGUUGUCAUUAAAAUAUCUAAUGAUUUUAGAUAAAUUUUCUCUUUUCAUAUACAGAGUACCCUGACAAUUUGGGAUUGCAGUCCCAUUACAUUGUCAGACAUUUAAACUAAAAAUCGAUGCAGCAGAACCAGAGAUAUUUUAUUUGACUUAAGCAUUCUUCUUCCCUGUCAAAUCCUGGCACUUGCAUUUUUCCACAAUGCAAUGCAACUAUUGACUGUUUAAUUGGAGUUUUGGGUGUGUUAUGCUAGGGCAACUAAUGUAGCCUCGAGCUGCUACUAUGAAGCAGAGAUGAGGAGUAGGCUACAGAGGUCUGGUAAGCUUACUAUAUUUCUAACUUAUACCCCCCUUUUUUAUUUUAUUUUCAAACUCUAAAAAGUCUUCAGCUGACUCAAAUGACUUUUUAUACAGUAGUACUCACCUGUACAGACCAGGCUUUGGUGUGUAAUCGGUGUAGUUCCCUUAUAACAAAAGGUUUUCAACGCAGACCUAUGUACAUUCAUUGGGGUUUUGGGAGUCCUUUACAACAAAGUAGGCGGAGAAACGUGUAAUCAAGAUUGUGUGUAUAUAGAUAUUGUUUAUAUUUCUUGCAGUAAAUUAUUUGUAAAUUGGAGAAAUAUUAUGUUGCCCUGUUUGUGUCUAGCAUUGUGUUCCUUAUAUUGUGUUUACGUUGUCAGUGCAACUGAAACUUAAUCCUCAGGGUUGGCAAAAUCACUGCCAUGACCUUCAUUUGUCAUGUCUUCAACCAUGCCUUAUUAACAAAAAGUGAUAAAAGUCAUAAAACUAGAAAUAUGGGACACUGGCAUCACUGAGGCAGAAACAGUUUCAUUGGGGUCAUAGUGGACUGACAGUAAUGCAGUCUUUCACAGUAAAAGUAUGAUAUUAAUCUGUGUGAUUGAUCAUGUUACUACUACUAAGUAUAAUUUUUAUCAACAUGACUUUUCCAGGGGUUUUGGUAAUUUGUUAGUAACCGAGUUGAAUUGUUACACUAAGCAGCAAUUAUACUUAAAUUCAGCAAUAUCUACUUGUUUGAUCAUUCUUUAUAAACACAUUCACAAACUUGCAGUUUCACUGAUCAGUAAACGCACAUGAAAAAUCUCAUUGCCCAUAAUUGUAUUUGUUUCAAAGAAAUGUAUCUAUGCACAGUAUAGAAAUAUAACAACAAUUCAAAAGAUCUGUGUUAUAUUGUUGUCAAUUAUUUGUUUUUUUUAUUCCUCAUGAAAGGUAUAUUUGAUUUUCUGUUGAAUCAGUACAAAGGGAUUCAUGUGAAUUUGAAAAUCUAUCUUCUGGCAUAUUAAGUACUUGUUAUUCCUUCAUGUCAUGCCAAACCUCAGUGUUUACUUCUGCAAUAAAAUACUGAAAUACUAUGUAUGUACACAUAUAAAUAGAUUUAAAAAUUGCUUCUUUCUUUCUCCUUUGACGCUGCUAUAUACUCACCUUACCUUGGCUUUUGAUGUUUCAAAUCCAUCACCACUGUUGAUGACCAGCUGCUUCAUGUUUAUGUAAUUUUGCUGUUAUUACAUCACUUCCUCAGAACUUUUCUUUCUGUGGCAUUUUGCUUACCUUUUUCUUGGUUGGCUUAAAAACUAUGUGUAAAUGUUGACAAAGCACAAGAACACUGUCACUCAUCAUCAAUGAUUUCUCCUUUUGUUAUUCAUCACUGUGAUUCAGUUUCACCUCAGUCAACUGAAGACGAGCAUCGUUUUCCUCUUGCUGUGGUUACGCAGAAAAGUACACCUUUUUAAGAACAUGACUUCAUUGUCCUGUCCAUGUGGUUGUUAACUAAAUGUGCAAUUGUAUGAGCAUGAACGCUCAUCCUUGGCUUUACAAAAACGCAAGGUCCAGUUGCUGGCUUUUUAUGGAGCUUUCAACUGCAGCUCACUUCUUAAACAGAUUAAGUUUGCUCAGUUGUCAUGAAGAUGGUGGUUGUGGUCAGUGUAUUGAUAGACUAGGAAGUUGUGUAUUUGCAACACUCUAUUUACUGUAGCUUAGGUGAUGACAACAGAGCUAUUUCAAUGGCAACUGAAAUAACUGCAUCCGUUCAGGAAGAUCGUGAGAUGGGGCUGAAAGCACCAGAAGAAGUUAGUAAGUGAGCUCAAAGUUUAAGAUUUUGUAGUGUGAUUGUAUUCAGAUGCACAGUGGGCUACUGUGUUUUAUACACCUGUAACUUGAUGCAAUAGGCCUGCACAAAAGGGCCUCCGGGUUUCUGUUAAAAUGAAACUGAUGAAAGACUGAUAUUGGACUUCUUUGUCACAUAUUUCACAUUAAAAGUCAGUGUGUGGAAUUUAAAAUGUCAUUACUUUGGUGCCAUCUGCUGGUAGAAUAAGAACCGAUCCGAACCAGAAUCAGAAUCAGCUUUUAUUGCCAGGUAUGUGUAUACAAACAACUAAUUUGACUCUGGAUUGUACAUUGCUCACAAUGUACUUACUUAUACAAUAAUACAAUAAUAAAAUCAGACAGAAUAAAACCAGACCCAGGGACAGUGAUGACGAUGGGCUGAAAAAAUUAUAUAAUGUAUAAAAAACAUAUUAAUAGUCAUACAGAAACUUUUAAUACCAGUGUCAACAUUUAGGCUAAAUUGUAGACAUUCACUCCUGGUUAAA